AUGUUGAGGGAUGAAAGAGAGUACCCUGUGACUGCCUUAUUCACUUCCAUUUCUAGGAGGUUUGCUGAAAUUUUUGGGCAGAGACGUGCAUAUAUCAGCAGUUCAAUCAAUUUAUUUGUGCCUUUGUCUGAAAAGACGCUAAGGGAAAAUAUGAAUGAGGGAGACUCCUUGUUUGUCAAUAAUAUAAACGGGGAUGCCAACGAGUUCACCUUAGUCGACAGUGGCCUAACUGCCGAAGUCAAUCUACUGAACAAAACAUCUACUUGUAAAGAGUAUGACUUGGUAAAAUUACCGUGCACUCACGUGUUGGCAGCCUUGAGAUUGAAGUACGAACCUGAUUAUAGUUCAAGCAUCUACGAGUAUUCUUCGCCCAUGUAUAAAGUUCAGUCUUACAUUCUUGUAUUUGGUGAAACUAUUAAUGUAGUCCCUGAAAAGUCAGAAUGGGAAGUCCUAGAGAAGUUCUCAAACAUGUAUAUUCCUCCACCCCCUUACGACCCCAAACUUGGAAGGAAGAAAGUGAAGCAUAUUCUUGGCGUAGCGGAAUCUUUCAAGUCCAGGGGAAGUAGCAAAGGGACGAGAAACAAGUGCUCGAUUUGCAAGGGGGCUGGUCACAAGAAAACAACGUGUCGAUAUUUUAGAGAGCAUCCCAUUUGA
Molecule: messenger RNA, 654 nt
Organism: Lycium barbarum (goji berry)
Lineage: Eukaryota; Viridiplantae; Streptophyta; Magnoliopsida; Solanales; Solanaceae
Exons: 1
Coding region: 1-654 (217 amino acids)
Molecular function (GO): zinc ion binding
Source: RefSeq, a predicted model, not a curated record